Messenger RNA from Panicum virgatum (switchgrass), 721 nucleotides. RefSeq names its product cysteine-rich and transmembrane domain-containing protein WIH2-like. The record is from RefSeq and is a predicted model, not a curated record. Lineage: Eukaryota; Viridiplantae; Streptophyta; Magnoliopsida; Poales; Poaceae. The transcript is spliced from 3 exons. Bases 166 to 423 code for a protein of 85 amino acids. Gene Ontology annotation, cellular component: plasma membrane.
AAGCAACAGAGCAGGUUGGCACUAGGAAAAAAACGUGCUUUACAGCUCGGAGCCCAGUGCCUACAUAAGGACUGGCCUCUUUGAAGGUGACCAUCUCCUGUGUUAUCAGUCCCUGUUCGGCUUCCUAGAGUUCCAGCUGGUGUUGGCCGAGCAGAGACGAAGGCCAUGAGCUACCAGCCUUCAGCGUACCCGCCACCGGGCACGGCGUACCCUCCGCCGGGCCAGCAGGCAUACCCGCCGCCGGCCUAUGGCGCGCCGCCUCCCAUGGCCGGGUACCCGCCGCCGGCCUAUGGCGCGCCGCCUCCCAUGGCCGGGUACCCGCCGCCGCCCCCACCGCCACAGGAGUCCAAGGGCAACGACGGCUUCUUGAAAGGAUGCUUGGCGGCCAUCUGCUGCUGCUGCCUGCUCGACAUGUGCUUCUGACCUCUCAUCAGGGAAGAGAACGUCCAGACUGAUCCUUCAUGCAGGCGAAUAGAGCUGUUUCUGAGUCAUGAUGCGUCUUUGUUUACAUCAAUGUAUCUGUUUUGCCCUUGUUAUGAAUUUAUGAUCAUGGUGUUGGUGUACCCGCAAACUAGUAGAUCUUUGGACUUCACUAGCUGAUCUAUAGGUUUUUCCUUUUUCCUUUUGGAGUUCCUUGUGUGUGCUCUGAAAAAGCAUCUCCGAUCAAUCUGUACUUGGUUUGGUGCUUGAUUAUUGCCGUACUCCACGCCUCCUUCUCUGA